Messenger RNA from Mugil cephalus (flathead mullet), 6991 nucleotides. It is a transcript of the gene zswim6, whose product is annotated as zinc finger, SWIM-type containing 6. Gene Ontology annotation, molecular function: zinc ion binding. The record is from RefSeq and is a predicted model, not a curated record. The coding region runs from base 941 to 4381 and encodes 1146 amino acids. NCBI's taxonomy places the organism in Eukaryota, Metazoa, Chordata, Actinopteri, Mugiliformes, Mugilidae. The transcript has 14 exons. Gene Ontology annotation, cellular component: Cul2-RING ubiquitin ligase complex.
UUACGUGAUAGUUUUCAUCAAAAUAGCAUGAAUAAAUGCUUUUGGACCUCCAUAUUCCCCAUAGUAAUGUUUGUAAUCUUAUCAUUUUCAGUGUAGUCUUGCAUUAGUACUUCAAAAUAUUACUUUUUAGUUUCUUUAUAGCCACGAUUGAGCUUCCAUAUCAAUGAGACAGUCGUGGUUUUAUUUAGUGUUUACAUGACGAUUUUCACCUAAAAAAUGUAAAUAAAUAUCGACACAAUUGGGCCUCAACAAUUCCCACUAUCAGUCGUGUUUUUAUUCAUUUCAUUUAAAACUUUUUUUACAUGACGAUUUUCAAAUGCGAAUAAAUAUUGUUACCAUUGGGCCUCCAUACUUCCCCAUAAUGAGCCGUGUGUUUUUUUUUUUUUUUUUUUUUAAACGCUCCACAUUCCAGUGGACCGUAAACGUCACAGGGGGUGGUGCUGCGUUCACGGCCCCAUCCCCCCCCAAAACCACGAGGCUCGAGUGUUGACAGGCCAAUAACCGCCCAUCGGCUCCCAGCGCCCGGUCCUCCUGCUCCGGCUCUCCGCCAAAAGAAAAAGCCUCGUCUCUGCGUCCGCGGUUUGAUUUAACGUCCGCAAAAAAAUAAAAAUAAUUUUAAAAAAAAAAAAAAGAAGACGGAAGGAGAAGCUACUUUGGGACAAACUACCCGCUUUUCGACGCUUUUUCCUCGGCUCUCACAAAGGAUUAGCGGCCGUGCGGCGGUGUGCGGAGCUCGGAGCCCCGGAGCCAGACCCCGCCUUCCCUUCAUUUGUCAACAAAGGGGUUUGACAAGCCCCGGAGAAGCCCUGCCCCCAUGUUCCCUUAAAAGGAUGAUUUGGCCGCACACGGCCGAUAAUCAAGCCGUGGCGAAGCGUCUCCCUUCCCCGUCCCGUUCGUACGGUGCGUUGACUUCCUCCGUCGCCGUUAAAGCGGAGCUAUCAUGGCGGAGCGCGCACAGCAGCCCCCGGCCAAGCGGCUCUGCUGUCGCCCGGGCUACGGAGGGGGUUGUCGGCAGGGCCAGCGAGCCGCCUCCGGGGCUCAGAGCGGAGGCGGCGGCGGCGGCUCUGGCUCCGGCUCCGGCGCUGGAGGCUCCUCGGCCGGGCAGGGCUCCUCGGGGCGAACCCAGAGCCCGGAGACUCUCCUGGACAUCGCGGCGCGGAGAGUCGCGGAGAAGUGGCCGUUCCAGCGGGUGGAGGAGCGGUUCGAGCGGAUCCCGGAGCCCGUGCAGCGGCGGAUCGUGUACUGGUCCUUCCCGAGGAGCGAGCGGGAGAUCUGCAUGUACUCGUCGUUCAACAGCGGCGCGGAGGAGAGCGGAGGCGGCAGCGGGGAGAGCGGCGACGAGACGCGGCUGCCCUUCCGCCGGGGCAUCGCUCUGCUGGAGGGCGGCUGCGUGGACAACGUCCUGCAAGUCGGGUUUCACCUCAGCGGCACAGUAAGAGAACCCGCCACGACCUCAGAACCGGAGCUGGUUUGCAACGUGAGCGUCAGCUUCGACCGCUGCAAAAUCACCGCGGUGACGUGCAGCUGUGGCAACAAGGACAUUUUCUACUGCGCCCACGUGGUCGCGUUAUCACUGUACCGGGUACGGAAGCCCGAGCAGGUCAAGCUGCGCCUGCCCAUCUCAGAGACUCUAUUCCAAAUGAACAGGGACCAGCUGCAGAAGUUCGUCCAGUAUCUGAUCACGGUGCAUCACACCGAGGUGCUGCCGACGGCGCAGAAGCUGGCGGAUGAAAUACUGUCGCAGAACUCGGAGAUCAACCAGGUUCACGGAGCUCCGGAUCCGACGGCCGGAGCGAGCGUGGACGAUGAGAACUGUUGGCAUCUGGACGAGGAGCAGGUCCAGGAACAGGUCAAACUCUUUCUGUCCCAGGGCGGGUACCAUGGAUCGGGAAAACAGCUCAACUUACUGUUCAGCAAGGUGAGGGAGAUGCUGAAGAUGAGGGACUCCAACGGCGCUCGCAUGUUAACGCUGAUCACAGAGCAGUUCAUGGGCGACCCCAGACUGGCGCUGUGGAGGCAACAGGGAACCGCCAUGACGGACAAGUACAGGCAGCUGUGGGACGAACUAGGAGCUCUGUGGAUGUGCAUCGUGCUGAACCCCCACUGCAAAGCCGAGCAGAAGAGCUUCUGGCUGCGACAGCUUCGCAGGUGGAACGGCGUGGACGUCUGCCCCUUGGAGGACGGUAACCAUGGCAGCGAGCUGACCAAUCUGACCAACGCUCUGCCCCAAGGCCCUGCUGGCAACCCAGAUGCGCUGACUCGUCCUCACCGGACCGUCUUCACGCGAGCCAUCGAGGCCUGCGACCUGCACUGGCAGGACUCGCACCUGCAGAACAUCAUCACCGAGGACCACUACACUAACUACUGUUACCACGGACACCUGGACAGCUCGCUGUUCGACGCCCGGGGGUGGCCGCUGUGGCACGAGCACGUCCCCACGGCGUGCGCCCGGGUGGACGCCCUGCGUUCCCACGGUUACCCCAGGGAGGCGCUGCGGCUCGCCAUCGCCAUCGUCAACACGCUGAGGAGGCAGCAGCAGAAACAGCUGGAGCUCUUCAGGGCUCACAAGAAAGAGCUUCUUCACCGAGGAGUGACAUCGGUCACCAACCUGGAGGGCUGGGUGGGUCACCCCCUGGACCCCAUCGGCACUUUGUUCAGCACCCUGAUGGAGACGGGGAGGAGGGGCGGCGAGGACGGCGCUCUGCUCGACUUCUCAGGUUCGCCGGGUUCAGGCCGGAGGGCGGAGCUUCCCUUCGUACCCGCGCAGCAUUUCCUGGAGGAGGGCGAGUCGUUCGCGGCGCUGGCCGUGGAGACGGCUCUGAUUGGCUUAGGGCAGCAGAGGGUGAUGCCCGACGGCCUCUACGCCCAGGAGAAGGUGUGUCGCAACGAAGAGCAGCUGCUGGCCAAACUUCAAGAGGUCGAUUUGGACGACAACUUGGUGAAAAUCUUCCGGAAACAAGCGGUUUUCCUGCUCGAGGCUGGUCCUUACAGCGGUCUGGGGGAAAUACUCUACCGAGAGAGCGUCCCCAUGCACACCUUCGCCAAGUAUCUCUUCACCUCCCUGCUACCUCACGACGCCGAGCUGGCGUACAGAAUUGCACUGAGGGCCAUGAGAUUGCCGGUCCUGGAGUCCACGGCGCCCUCCGGUGACCUGUCUCGGCCUCACCACAUAGUAUCGGUGGUGCCCAACCGCUACCCUCGCUGGUUCACUCUGAGCCACAUAGAGACACAACAGUGUGAACUGGCCUCCACCAUGCUCACUGCUGCUAAAGGUGACGCCCGUAAGCUGGAAACAGUGUUAGAGUCCAUCCAGAAAAACAUCCACUCCUCGUCCCACAUCUUCAAACUGGCCCAGGACGCCUUCAAGAUCGCCACGCUCAUGGACAGCCUGCCCGACCUCACGCUGCUCAAAGUCUCCCUGGAGCUGGGCCUUCAGGUGAUGAGAAUGACUCUGUCCACGCUGAACUGGAGGAGGAGGGAGAUGGUGCGAUGGCUCGUCACCUGUGCUACUGAAGUUGGUGUGUUUGCCCUGGACAGCAUCAUGCAGACCUGGUUCACCCUCUUCAGCCCGACCGAAGCGACCAGCGUCGUCGCCAGCACGGUCAUGUCCAACAACACCAUCGUCCGCCUGCACCUGGACUGCCACCAGCAGGAAAACCUGGCCAACUCCGCCCGCACCCUGGCCCUGCAGUGCGCCAUGAAGGACCCCCAGAACUGCGCCCUGUCGGCGCUGACGCUCUGCGAGAAGGACCACAUCGCCUUCGAGACGGCCUACCAGAUCGUACUGGACGCGGCCGCCACGGGAAUGAACUACACUCAGCUGUUUACGAUAGCGCGCUACAUGGAGCACCGGGGCUACCCGAUGAGGGCCUACAAGCUAGCGACGUUAGCCAUGACUCACCUGAACCUCAGCUACAACCAGGACACUCACCCGGCCAUCAACGACGUGCUCUGGGCGUGCGCUCUCAGCCACUCGUUGGGGAAGAACGAACUGGCGGCCGUCAUCCCCCUGGUGGUGAAGAGCGUGAAGUGCGCCACCGUCUUGUCGGACAUUUUGCGGCGGUGCACGCUGACGACGCCGGGCAUGGUGGCGCUGCACAGUCGCAGGAACUCUGGGAAGCUGAUGUCCCUGGACAAGGCUCCGCUCAGGCAGCUGCUGGACGCCACGAUCGGCGCCUACAUCAACACCACGCACUCGCGGCUGACGCACAUCAGCCCGCGACACUACAGCGAGUUCAUCGAGUUCCUCAGCAAAGCCAGAGAGACGUUCCUCAUGGCGCACGACGGACACGUCCAGUUCACACAGUUCAUAGACAACCUGAAACAGAUAUACAAGGGCAAGAAGAAGCUCAUGAUGCUCGUGAGAGAACGGUUUGGUUGAUGACCAAAUAGCCAUUUGUUUUAUUUUAUUUUAUUUUAUUUACUUGAGUCUCCUUUUUUUUUUAUUCUUUCUAACUUGAAGUGAACAUCCAUCAUGUGAAUCUUAUUCCUGUGAUUUGGGACUUAAUGGGUGUGACUGGAGGACGAACACCGUUUGUUUUUUUGUUUUUUCCCGAAGGCAAAUAAUAAUUAAGACUGUGUUGUGAGACAGACAGAGUCAAUUGUUGAAUAAUAGGAACAAGUACGGGACAUGUUUUAGGGAAAAGGUUCUCCAAAAAGUUAGCAACACCGGGGGCCAGAUGCUUCAAACCAUGUGUAGAGCAAAUAUUAAGUCAAGUGUUGAACAAACUUUUAAAUUUGUGUCUUGCGUGGGUCACACCUGCAGGAGCAUCAUUUCAAUAACUCUGAGGCUAGCCCUAGCCGCUAAUGCUAAUGGCUGAGUCCGAGUUUCCAAAGCUCAACCACAGGAGUCACUUCAGAAACAUCGGAACAUGGCAAAACAUUUCAUUUAAUUUCAUCGUGCUGGAGUAAAACGGACGUCCAGUUUUCUAUUGAUCCACUUACGUUGCAAUAUAAUAAUUUUUAUUACUAAAUAACCAACAGCGCCAUUAUUUCAUCACGUCUACCUGUAGAGCUUCAAUUUAAUUGAUAAAAUUAAGUAAAUGUAAGUUUAACUGAAACUGUAACCAAUAAUAAAUAAUUAUUUUAGUCAAUUUAGUCUAAAAAUCAUUACAUUUAAGCUGCUCAAAGGUGAAAAUCUAAAACAUUUUUGCCAUUUUCUGAUGUUUGACGACCCAACGACUGGCAAAGAUCGAACCUGGAAGCCAGACCAACCAGUUUUUUUUUUCUUUAUGGUGGAAAGUUUGAGUCUCUCCGUUGGGAAAAAGUCGAGCAUAAGUCAACCCACUUGCCAGUUCAUUAGGUACAGUAGUAAAAAAAAAACAUUCUGAUAUAAUAGUUUUAAUGUAAAUCUAAGCUUUAAGAAGGUUAUUUUAUUCUGCAUCAGGUUCAUUGCGGAGGCCGUGGUUUGUAGCUUGUUCCAAAAUACGUCUCAUCUCCCCAAAGUCAACACAGUUCAACAGCAUCACAAUCUACCUCCUCCACAAUGAUCGUCAUUCGUAGUGAGAUUAUUAAUAUCCCUGCUAUAAAGCGGAAAGUAUUUCUAUGUGCAGUUCAAACAUCUGGCCCCUGGUAGCGACGAAACGUUCAGUUCUUCAAAGUGUUUCCCUUUUACGUGAACGAGUGUUUUUUACACCGAGCGUUAUCCUGAAUUGUCCAGUGGCAAAAAUGUCUACCUUGCACUCCUCUUACUUCCCUCAGCUCACAGCCUCAAAGAGAAGACGAACGUCUUUAAACCAAAUGGAGCAACUCCAGCUGAAGUGACGAGUACCUCUUUUUAAAGGAUCCAGCUUUACUCCUCCUCCUCCUCCUCCUCCUCCGCCUCCUCCUCCAUCCGCUCAACACAAACUCCAAAUCCACGCUCGGGAUCCGUCUCACUGCCGUCUUCAGGCUGGUUGUGUCUUCUUUUAUGAAUAACGCCGCUCGCUCUUGUGGGAACUUCGCAAAACCGUCAACACACAUUCUCAGGGAUUUCUCUAAAAGACAAAAAAAGAAAAAGAAAAAAAAAGACAAAAAAAAAGAAAGAACAAAAGCAUUUUAUUGUCCUGUAUAUAUGAAAGUAUAUGUCUGAAUAUUGAAAAAAAAAAAAAUGUAUAUGUUAACUAAUUUAUGACAGAAUAUUCUAUGUAAGGCACAAUACUUGAAGCUGCAGUACUUUUGGGGUUUUUUGAAACAAACUAGGGAGAAAAUAAAAAAAAGAAAACAUAUCAGAAGGACUUGAAGACGUCGGCCUCGCGUGGCUUCAGACGCUGCAGACAUGAAAUGAACUGCAGAACAGGAAGUGGACGAGCAAAGUGUGUUUUCUCCUCGGCUCAGACGUGUCUGGAGGACGGUAGAAGACUGUGGAGGCAGAGCUGCAGCGAGAAAACAAAACGAGAAAACAGAAAACGGCUGCACGACUAAAUCCACGCCUCCUCCUCCUCCUCUUCUUCUUCUUCUCACAUCUCGACUUUGUGCAGGACAGAAAGUUGCUCUACACUUCUUUAGGUCUCGACUGUUUUUCUUUGUGUGCUUCUGACUUUUUCCUUUCUGCUCCCCGUCUUCUCUAGACUUCCUCACACGAGAACAGCCUUCUUUUCUUGCCUUGUCUUAAUGCUUUAAAAUAACCAAAUGGGAGUUUUUCUAACGACCAAACUCUUUCCGUACGCCGGCUCUGGCUUCGGUUACAGCCUCGUAAGUCGGCCCGGCUCCUCGUCCUGUGCUUCAAAAGCUCAUCCAUUAUUUUUAUUAUUAUUAUUAUCAUUAUUAUUAUUUCUGUUUUUUUUUGUUUUUUUUUCCAGUGUCGUCUUAGAGGUCUGCUAGUGGCUCCUUUAUUUUUUAUUUGUAUUUAUUACGUUUAGGUAAAUGAUUGUAAAACCAUGUCAACAUGCUCAUGAAGUUGAAACUAAGAUUUGAUACACUGAUCGAUUUAUUUAUGUAACUAAAAUCACUGUUUUAUAAACUUGUUAAUGAAUCAACACUUUGUUUUGAUUAAAAUAGUUUUUUGAGAGGA